Molecule: messenger RNA, 1143 nt
Organism: Kwoniella shivajii
Lineage: Eukaryota; Fungi; Basidiomycota; Tremellomycetes; Tremellales; Cryptococcaceae
Product: CDK-activating kinase assembly factor MAT1
Exons: 6
Coding region: 1-1143 (380 amino acids)
Biological process (GO): regulation of transcription by RNA polymerase II; nucleotide-excision repair; positive regulation of cyclin-dependent protein serine/threonine kinase activity
Cellular component (GO): transcription factor TFIIH holo complex
Molecular function (GO): cyclin-dependent protein serine/threonine kinase activator activity
Source: RefSeq, a predicted model, not a curated record
AUGUCAUCUCGUUUGCCAAUGCGUAAACCACCUGCUGGAUCUUCAUCCUCAUCCUCAUCAUCAUCUCUUCGUAAACCACAAAUACCAGCCAGGAAAGGGCAACGAGUAGGAACCAACGCUAAAGGGACUCAGGAAGAUGGUUAUUUGUAUGUUGCAGGUGUGAGGGACGCUAGUAAUAGAGUGGCGGAAUAUAGGACGGAACAAGAUAGUUGUCCUAUUUGUCACACAGAUAGACAAUUUAAUCCAAAUCUUAGAUUACUAGUUUCACCAUGUUAUCAUAAAAUGUGCGAAUCAUGUAUAGAUAGGCUAUUCACUUUGGGUCCUGAACCAUGUCCUAAAUGUGGACGUAUAUUAAGAAAAAUCAAUUUCGCUCAUCAAACAUUCGAAGAUUUAAAGGUUGAGAAAGAAGUUGCUGUAAGAAGAAGGAUGGUUCAAGUGUUCAAUAAACGUAGAGACGAUUUUGGGAGUGAUAGAGAAUACGAUAAUUACCUAGAAGAAGUAGAAGAUCUCACUUUCAACCUACUCAAUGAUAUUGAUGUGGAAAGAACAGAAGCUAGAAUAACGGAAUUUGAGAAAUCGAAUGCCUCAUUGAUCGCAACGAAUCAGAAGAAGUCUGCAUUAGAAGCCAUGUCUCAAAAUGAAAGAGAAGAAGUCGAGAGGAGGGCAAGAGAAGAAAGGAUGAGAAUGGUAGAAGAGGCUGCAAGGAUUGAAAGGGAAGAAGAAGAAAGAAUCAAGCAUGAAAUAACCGAAACUUUGGCAAGAGGAGAGACUAAACGAGCGCGUGAAAUUGAAAUUACAGCAAGAGCCGCUAAACAAUCACGUCAAGAAUCAUUAUUCAAAUUCAUUCCGCCAUCUUUACUAGCCAACAUGUCUGAUUCCAAAGAAGAUGAAGUCCUACAUACACCAUUAUCACCUUCGUACAAUGGACCUUUUAUCCCUAUACCGUAUUCGGAUCCUAAUCAAGCACGAUAUAAAGAGUGGUAUGAGAUCAAAGAUGAUUAUAUGGAUGGAAGGAGUGGUGUGGUCUUUGUCAAAGAUGACAAAGAAGGUAAAGUAAGAGGUGGUGGAUGGGAUUUGAAUCUGUUUUGGGAAAUGGAAGUCAGAUCUGCUGUAGAAUCUUUAGGUGUUGAACCGUUAGUAUAA